Gadus macrocephalus (Pacific cod) is the source of this 3090-nucleotide messenger RNA. RefSeq lists its product as uncharacterized. The record is from RefSeq and is a predicted model, not a curated record. The transcript has 9 exons. NCBI's taxonomy places the organism in Eukaryota, Metazoa, Chordata, Actinopteri, Gadiformes, Gadidae. The coding region runs from base 291 to 2720 and encodes 809 amino acids.
AUACAAUGUACACCAGGAACUACUAGGAAAACAACAGAGAAGGACACGGGAGGAAGAAAGCCAAUCAUCAUUAUUAUCAUCCGGUGAAAAGGACAACAUUAAGCCAUUUGUCUCGCUGUUCGUCGUUUUUUUUGCAUGGCUCGGUUGCCUGGCACCCUCGGAUCACAUGUUCUGAAUCGUUCCGCUCUUUAGGGGGUUUAGGAUUCGGUAUUCGGUAACUCCUGACCCUCCAGCAGCCAGCGACCUGAGGUUCCUCUUUGUAGAGAGAGCUUACCCCUUCCUCCGUCCAGAUGAACCUCCUACAGAACAGGACCAUGCACCCUCAGCUCCGCGACGAGGAGGCCCUGGUCAUUGAAAACGCAAUUAGGCUCGCGAUCGACUCCAUCAUCAACGUGCUAUACAGCGUGAACGGCGCGCGCACGCGGGAGUACGAGCGGAUGCUGGGGGUCCGAGACAAGGAGAUCAGACGGCUGUCCGGCCGGGAGAAGGACUUCGAACGGGAGCUGCAACUCCUGCGUCGACAGGGCUGCUCCUGUGGGCUGUACGACGCCACCGAUGACCACUGCGGCUCGGGGUUCCCCGACCCGCUCCUCCAGAACCCGGACUGCGGGGACCCCAGUGGUGAUCCCAGGCCCGGGUGCGGUGACCUCCAUGACCCCAGGCCCGGGUUCGGUGACCCCAGGCCCGCGUGCGACGAUGCCGGGGAUGAGAUGGCAGCAGCACACGGGCAGUGCGAGAUGACGUUCUCCCUGGGUCUCUUCGACGCCUCGCCGUCCCAGGUCUCUGCCCAGAGCCAGGACUUGGGGGCCGCCCCUCCGCCCGCGAUCAGGCCCUCCUUUCAGCCGACCCCGGUCCAGCCCCCCCCCGAGGCCGUCGACCCGCUGGACGAGGCGGCGGCGCUGUCCAACGGCCCCGUGAUAAAGGAGGAGCCCUCGGACAUGGACGCCAUCUGUGAGAGCACUGACCUCCACGGGAUCCUGGGCCAGGGGGAGAUGGUGGGGGACUUCAGAGGAAGCCUUUACCCAGGGCCUGAGCGACUGGGACUGGGUGGCUCGGAGCAGCACAUGAUGAGGCGACGAAACCCACCACGAUCCGCGACGACACCGGACACACCGAGAGCGAGACGGAUGACAGACGGACGUCCUCCUCCCAGGAUUGGUGACGUGUCCGAGACGGCGGAGGACAUGACACCCGCCGUGUUGGCAGCGUUGCCGUCCCUCCCGGAGAAGAAGCUGCAGACCCUUCUGAACAAGCUGUUAGAUAUAGGAGUUGAGUCUGAAGAGGACCUGCGCUUUGUCCGAAUGGUGGAUCUGCACGACAUCCUCACCCCUUUGCAGUGUCGCAAGCUGCUCCGAACCUGGCGUGUUGAAGAUGAGUAUGUGGCCAUCACUGCUGCCGACCAGACCAACGAGGAGUUCCACCCCUCCAGCCCCUCGGUCACGGCCAGCAGCCCCCCAGGCGGGGGGAGCCCCAACGGGUCCACUCUCGAUCUAAGCUCCUGGCCCGACAACUUUGUGGUUCCUUGGACCAGGAUGCCUGCUUGCAUCACAACCGCCAUUGCGCUCAACGACCGCCCGUCUCCAAAGAGCCGCAGGGAGAUGGUCCGAAUCCUCGUGGACCAAAUGCGGCUGAAGGACUUGAACCCCACCAGGGCCAACUGCGUCGCCGUCGCCAAGAAGAUCGUGCGCGAGUACCCCAACAGCUUCGCCGACGUGCUGAGAGACGGCACGAGAAUCGGCAGCGGCUACGUGUCCCUCGUCACGCAGAUCAAGACCCGAGUCGAGCACGUCAACCGCGGCAACACCCUGGUGAGGCACCGGAGGCCCAGGAGACCCCCCGCGGCGCCGGUGGAGGACGUGGCGGCCCGCGGGCCAGAACCGCCGGCGGAGGAAGCGGCGGUCCGCGCGCAAGAAACGGACGCGCUGCUCAGGAGGAAACAGCGGGAGAUGAAGGAGCUGUUUGGCGCCGAGGGCCCGGCCGCGGCGCGGCGGGGGCAAAUCGGGCCCCUCAUGGAGGCGACGUACCCUCUCCAACGCCAGGCCGUCGACGCUUGCCCGCCCCCGUCCGUCGUGGACCUGAAGGCGGACUGGCCCUACCUGUUCACGCCCAUAGGACUGUACAAACACUUCCAGCUGCUCACCGGCGUCGCUAUCCUGGAGAAGAUGGAGCAGGCGGUGGCUGAGAAGGGGAAGCUGAUCAUUAGUUUCUUCCAGAAUAAGCCGGACGGCGCGGACACGGUCCGGAUACAGGACAUCCUGAGGAGGUUCGAGAGCAGCGAGGAGUCGGCUUUCGGCCCGUGUGCCAUCCUGCUCCUCAUGGCGUACUUGGACGAGGAGGUGGAGGGACUCAUUCUUGAGGCUGAUGUCUUGGCAACGGCGGAGGAGGUGGAACAGGCCUUGAGGCUCCCAGACUCCCCACGGCUCAUCGUGUUAGGUGACAUGCUGACGUCGCGGAAGUGGAUGCUGAGCAUGGAGGGCAAGGUGGUGGUGUCGCCCCACCCAGGCUUCGUGGCCGGGCUGGCGGCCUUGUUGACGGCGUACUAUGCCUUUAACCUAGUGUUCCAGGAGGGGGCGUCGUGCACGCUCGAGUUCAUCCAGAGAUGUUUCCUUGGACUGAACCCCACCCAUGGGACCAAGGUUCCCUCCAGAAAGAAAAAAAAGGAUGUGCAUGUGUCCGCCUUGCUGAGACGCCUGAGGGACUUUGACUGGCUGUUUAUGUGAUUCGUUCACUGUUCAUUUCUUUAUGUUGUGCCCCCCACGGCCAGAUUAGAAAACAAAAGGAAAAUGUUCCUCUUGUUAAAAACACAGACAGACGCACUGCUGUUGCGUGCAGUAGCGUUUCCUGGCCGAGCUCACCAGGGAGGGAAACAUGAUUUUAUGUGUAAUUGUAAUGUUUAAAAUACAUGAACAACAAGUUUGCCUUUGACGCAUGUGAGUAAUACUGCCUUAAUAAAUGCCUUGCCCAAUAGAACCUCUGUUUUAUGGUUUGUGAGAUUAUCCUAAUUGGUUUUGUUGUGUGUCUGUUUGCAGAAUUGUGUGUAUAUCAUAGUAACAAACUGUUAACAGCAUCCAGUAAAAUAAUGUUUGCAUC